This is a messenger RNA of Racocetra persica, 211 nucleotides long. Lineage: Eukaryota; Fungi; Glomeromycota; Glomeromycetes; Diversisporales; Gigasporaceae. The record is from the annotation of a GenBank genome assembly.
AUGGCUAAUUCAACUGCUAAUAAGCCAGUUGAAUGCUUAGGCAAUGAGAAUAAAUCUUUCUAUGUACUGUUUGGUCAAUACUGGGGUGUUCGAAUUCCUUCGAUAAAUUUGUUUCAGAUAGCAUUAGUUUGCAGAUCUAACAUAACACAAGCUGAGCCGUUAGAUAGCAAAACUGUUUGUAAGCCGAGUGUCUCACGGCCUAUCAGAGCUG